AUGAGCGACAUGACCGACAUGAAGAAGAAAGACGUGGCUGUCGCAACUGGCGAGAGUCAGAACUUCGACCACAGCAAAGACCUUGACGGCUGGGACGACUGCAGCAUCGAGGUUACACCAGCGGAGGAGACUGACUUCGACAUGCGCUCUUCUACAGACAGCAAAGAGAGCAAGAACACCAAGACUUCUUGUGCUCGCUCUGAAGACUGUGACACGGACGCUUCCUCUCUCGACGAAUUCGAGGACGCCUUCGAAUACGUUAGUCGCAUGGAUGUUCCCCCGAACCCUAUCAAAACUUUGCAACAAAUACACGCAGUACACGUCGCAGGGACACACAAUCAUAUCCUGCCUCCUUAUCGCAUCAAAGGUGACACGGCAGAUCUGCUCACUACGACAUACCAUCCGGAUUCUCCAGAAGGCAAGGCUCUGCGAGCGACAUACGAAGCUCAAUAUGAGAAAUUUCGGCCAGCGUACGAGGCGGAGACCGACCCUCAAUACGACCACUGGGAGUACGACCAAGCUGUCGCGGAUCUCAAAGACUAUCGCCACGGUCUCAAGGUCGUUCACGUGCGUGGCUUCACCGGAGAAAUUCCUACCAUCUUCUAUGAUGUCGUCUGUGACGAGACCUGUCCUCAGUAUCAAGACAACCUGGCGAAGCAAAUCAGCAGAGCAGCACAGAGGCUGAAACAGGAUUGGUGGGACGAUCUUGAUCUGGGAGGACUAUUCUGA
Molecule: messenger RNA, 729 nt
Organism: Cercospora beticola
Lineage: Eukaryota; Fungi; Ascomycota; Dothideomycetes; Mycosphaerellales; Mycosphaerellaceae
Source: RefSeq, a predicted model, not a curated record